Spirodela intermedia is the source of this 12430-nucleotide messenger RNA. NCBI's taxonomy places the organism in Eukaryota, Viridiplantae, Streptophyta, Magnoliopsida, Alismatales, Araceae. The record is from the annotation of a GenBank genome assembly.
AUGAGCGCGCAACAAGCUCCUCUAGGGGGGCGGAUACGAGUUACCCGGAGAGCGAAGAGCACCGGAGCGCAGAUUCUUAGCCCGACGGCAUCGAUAAGGCAUCUCACACCCACGAUGGGACGAGGCGGCGGCAGCGGUGGGGGCGGUGGUGGUGGUGGUGGCGGGGAGGAUGGAGGUGGGGACGGCGGAACAACUGGGGGCGAGGACGGAGGCACUGCCGGGGGCGUGGACGGAGGUACGACUGGUGGAGUGGACGGAGGAACGACUGGGAGCGUGGACGGAGAUACGACUUGGGGUGCGGACGGAGGUAUUACUGGAGGUGCGGACGGAGGUUCAACCGGAGGUGAGAAGGGGGGUGGUGGUAAGGACAACGGCGGCGGGGAAGGUGGAGAUUCGAUAGGCGACGUAGCAGGUGGAGGUGAAGACGGAGCGACGACUGGAGGGGAGGGGUUUUCUGUUGGUGGAGGAGGAGAUACGGGUCCUUCAACUUGGGAAGAAGCCAAGGCGGCGAAUAGAAGGUUCACGAGCAGGAAAAAGGCCGUCGUGGCCGUCGUCUUGGUAGCCAUGACGAGCCUGAGGUUGGGUGAUUCAGAGGCGAUGUUGGGCUAGGGUUUUAUAGAGAUGGGAAGGAAGCCUUGAAUGCGAGCUGCUGAAGUCCGCCUUCGUGAAUGUUGAACUUGCAAUUCAAUUAAACACUUGGUUUGGCACGAUUCUUAGAUGAGAUGGUCGUAUGGAAGAGCGUUGUAUCUACUGGCCUGUAGUUGCCAUAUUUAUUCGGCGUGCGCUGUUAGUGGGAUUAUGACUUGCAACCGAACCGAACAGAGGGCCCCCCACUACAAUCAGCAUUGGUUUCAUCCUAAGCUUAUGCGGGGUCAACAGUUAAGACCAUCAGAUAGGUUUCAUCGUAAGCUUAUACAGUUGGCUUAAGACUGGUGCACAAUAAGGUUUGUAUAAGAUCUAGAUUUGGGGUGUCCUUAUAAUCCUUUCUAUGAAUACAUUGACUCUUAGUUCAAACUAAUUUUACCAUUUAUUCUAUCAUUCUAUUGCGUUAUAUUCAAUAUCUCCCCUUUGUCCCACAUUUUAUUCCUCUUGUCUUCACCUUUUUUAGAUUUAAUUCUACCCUUCACGAUCUCAACUAUAUAUAGAUAUAGGAAAUAAAAUAAGUAAAAUUCUUACUCUUAUUUCCUAUACUCCCUAAAAAUUGACCAUUACUUAUCCUAAAUAGAAGAGUGAGGUUUUAUAAAUAUUAUUUCAUGAAUUUGGUUGCAUCAAGAUGACAUAUUUAACCUCCAAUUCAUGUUCAUCACCAUGAAUCACUAUAUUUUCUUCUCAUUAUUAUGAUAAUUUUUAAAUUACUAAAAAAAGCUAAAAAAUGUCUUCAUAGAUUUCUUAAAAACUUAAAAUAAACUAUUUUUAAAAUUUAACUUUAUGAGUAAUUUCUAUUAACAUAUUGAUUCAAAUUAUAAUUUUUUCAUUUACAUAAAUCAUAAAAAUUAGCUAAUUAAAAAAACAUUACAUCACUCACAAACUAAUAUUAAUGUUUUUUACUUAAAAAAAUCACAAUUUAUGUUAAUUCAUGCUAGAAAUUAUGUGUAUUACUUCAUUAUUAGAUAGAAACAAAGCAUUAUCACGGGUUUUUAUGUUUCAAAAAAGUAAAUUCUUUUACAUAUAUAGUGUGAUUAAGUCAAAGUUGGAAAGUGUUAUUUGUUGACUCAUUAAUCGUUUGGACUAUUAUAUAGCCCAAUAAAAUAUAACAUGUUAUAAUAAACCCUACAAUCAUGAAAGGGAUGUAGAAACUGCCCACUAAAUAAAUGGAGGCAUUUUAGUCAAUGCCUCCACAUACUCUUGGUCUUUCCCUCCCUCCUUUUUAAAUAGGGGAGGGACAUGGGAGAAGGCAUUUAAAGAGGAUUCUAGUUCUUCUAUUUUUGUUUUUCUUUCCUUUUAAAGAGGAUGACAUUUGGCACCAAAGAAAGAGAUCCAAAAGUAGUUGUUAGGUUCUCUUUCAUUUGUUUCUAAUGGGGGACAAAGGGGCCAUAAUAGAUCUCCUUAAAGAGAGCUGCACACUAAUCUUUAGAGUUGACUUAAAUUAAAACUUUGAGGACUUGAUAUCCAGAUAAUCCCAUGGUUUAAAAAAAAAUAGGAUCAUUAAUUUCCUAUUGAGUUAUCUAAUUCAAAAAAUCAAACAAGACUUCUCAACCAAGGUUUGGACCACCAAUUUUUCACACAAAGGUGGUUAUCCUAUGAAUCUCACAAAUUCUAAGAGGAAGGAUCUAAAAAUAAUUACCAACUUCAAAAGAAAUUUAAAAAUCAACAUACCUUUGCGAUAGAGAUUUUUGAUAUCUUGAAGAUUCUUGUUGAUUUGAGUUUCACAAGCUUUGUUAGUGAUUUUCAAAGGUUCAGAUUGAGUGGUUCGCACCAAGGAGUGGACUGAUGCAGUUCGAAGGGAAUAAGCUGUUUGGGUUGGGACGUAGAAAUGAGGUGAAAUAAUAAAAUAAUGAUGACUGGAAAAGAAAAGGUGGAGAGAGAAAAGGGGGUGGAAUGAGAGGGUGUCGGCAGGAGAAAGAGAGAGAGAGAGAGAGAAUGCGGGGUAUGUUGUGACGUUGAGAGACAGAAAAUAGGGGAUUCUCGUGCAGACGAGAACCAAGGGUGAUUUUUUUAAAUAUUAACUAAAGGGUGGAGGGAGAAAAGGGGCAAAAUGAGAACGUUGGCGGGAGAGAGAGAGAAAGAGGGUUUCACGUGGGGCUAACGGCAAAAAGGUAGAACGGCGGCGACGGCAGGCUGAUGACAAGGUGGACGGCGAGGAAAAGGAAUGGCGGAGGAGAUUGAACGAUUCGUGGCAACGGUGACACUUAUAGGGCUUGCAGCGAUGGAAGGAGAGGGCGACAAUAGGCGGUGAAAGCAAGGUUGGAGGUGGUUGCGGCAGCGGCAAGGAUAGUGAGAGGCAAGUUAGGCUGAAGUGUGGACAAGCAGAUGAUGACAGGAUGGAAGGAUAAUGAAGUGGGAGAAGAGAAAGAGAAAGAGGUACCCUAAAUCCAAGAGGGUGAGAAGAAGAAGAUACCCCUAAUCCAAGAGGCGAGUGAAAGAGAAUAGGAACCCCUGAUCCAAGAGGCGAGCGAGGGGAAAGAGGAACCCCUAAUCCAAGAAGUGAGAGUGAUAACAAGAACUUUCUUGAUUCUAAAUUCAUCUUUUUUAAAAUUGUUCGUAUGUUUGAGUAUUUAUUAGAAAGAGAGGAAGGUAGUUAGAGGCAUCUCCUUCCAAAGGAUGUCAAGUGGUGUCUCUUGGAGGGAGAGGCACCUUCCUUCGAGGAGAAAGGGUGCAUAGGUGACGUGGCCUCUUCUUCCUCCUCGUGGGUCCACCUAAGGGAAUGAACCCUCAUGUUGACUCCAUCAGUUUCUCUCUCUCAUUUUCUCCAGGUAUGAUAGAUGAUUUCUUUUGAACCUAUGUCCCUCACUCAUGUGCGUUUGUUUUUUCAAUUUGGGUUCAAUCUGCUCAUCUUUGUCAUUAGUUUGGAUGUCCUAAAUACGUCUGUAUUGAAGACUAUAAUUCUUCUGAGAUCCGACUUCCACCGUUAUUUCAUGUUUGUAUCCCGUUUCAGUUCUUUACCUUGCAACACCACAUGACCCUAGAGAAAUGCAUUGAGUACAUAUGAUGAUGAAAUGGUAUGGAUCUAAAAUGGCAAAGUGAACUCAAUUAUAGCGAAUUGAAAGAAGCUACGAUGAAAAGACUAUUAGGCUAGGUUCAAAUAUGAAACGAUGCCACUUUGUUAAGAAAUUCAUUUUAUUCUUCUAGUUUCAUCUACGCAUGGAAGUUACACUUUAAUUGUUAGAUCUUUAUUUUUUACUGCAUGAGACUUGGACUGAGGAACUAUUUCCUUUCAAUCUUUUCCUUUGCUCCCAUCACCCAGAAGAGUCGUGCAGGAGACAGGUGGGCUUUUAUUGGGUAUGGAAACCUUGUGAAGGAUAAGGGAAACUACAAAAAGAUACAAAGACAAACAGUGUCAUUGUUCUCGUUUCCACGUAUCUAUUUCCUCCCAAGGCCUGCCUUCUGCCUGUUCAAAGCAGUCCUGAAUAUGUUGCGGCCUUAAUACAGAUAGUAUCAAUGCCAACCUCCAUGUAUAUUUCAGAAGUAAGUUGGCCCCGCGUUUCAUGUAGGGGAUCUUGGACAGUUAACUGCAUCAUUUUCUCGUUUACUUCCUCCGUAAGACCUUCUAGCCGAUUAAGAGCGACCUGUCAGUUGCGCUCGUCCAUGCGUAUUGAACACUCAAACAGAUGGGUUGUAAAUCUUUGUUAACUGUCGCUUCAGAAAAUGAGUUCACACAAUUAAGGAAGUCACAAAGUCGCGCUUGGAUUUAAUGCUCUUUUUAUGUGUAGACGUUUCGGUUAUGACUGCUGAACUCAGUUGCUUUGGUAUUUUGCUUUCCCUGCAAGUAAUUGGAAUUCAGGGUUACAUGUUGAUACGUUCUAGAAAUAUCAAGGCUACUUAAAAUUUACUGGCACAUGCUAUACAUAUUUUACCACGAUGUCCACAUAUAGGUGAAUACUUUUCGUGAAAGGCAGUAUUUUUGCCACAUUUACUGUUGUUUUCUUUGUAUGACCAUAUGUUGGGAAUUUUGGCCUGUAAAACCUUCAUAUCUUUAAUAAAGAUUUACACUAGCUAGUCCAAUGUUCGGAGCAUAGGAACUGUUUUAAAUUAUUUUAUUAGAUUCUGGAAUAGUGCAUCAAACAAGACAUUUACUCUGACUACGAAGUAAACUGUAAGCCUCCGUCAAGUCAAAUAUCUCCAAUGAACCGUAGAGACUACAGAAUAUUAUUACAAAAACAAUAAAUUAAAACGGAAUACCUUGAAAUGGCGUCAUUUUUGUGACAAGCAUAAGAGUCAAGUAAGCCUGAGGCAGAAGUUCUGAAAGAGUUUGCUACGUGAUAUGAGGAGACCGUUUAUUCCAGGCGUCUGAGGCUACAUCUUAUCAGUCAUUUGACUCAAGUGAAAUUUAAAACCACUGCAUUUAACAUCUCGGUGACCAACGCAUAGUCUUACUACUGGACGAGUUGUCUCAAAGUAGUGGAUUUGGAUUUUCCCUCUCAGAAACAAAGCAGAGCUAUCUUUACGAUAAUUAACCUGUCAUUGCCAAAUAAUCAGUCUAUUACUAUGAAAAGUCUCUUUCGUCGAGAACACGAUUUCGUAGAUGAACCAUGGUUUGUGAUUAAAUUCCUCAAGAACACGCAUUCAAUAAAAUCCUUGGUGAGGUCAAGAAACUUGAAACAUUUACUGGGAAAGGUAUAGAAUCCUAGUGAGUUUUCUGCGUCAACUUUGCUAAUCAAAACUGCACAUGCUCAACUUCUUAUUCAAAUCUCAUGCAGAAGAUAUCAUCUUGAAUCUACCCUCCAAUUUCCUUUUCUUUAGACAGGUUGCAGUAAGAUAAAACUCACCACUCUUGGUGCCAUCUACCUAGAUUUUUUUUCCUCCCGCUUUAAAUUUCUAUCACAUGGUAGAACGUUCAAGCUCGUUUGAUACCUAGGAUUGCCACAAAAAUGAGAAUAAACAAAGUAUUUCCAAUUUUUUUGGGUGUUAAGCGCUCGUUUUUACUACUGUAGUCGCACAAAUUUGACGGGGUAAAGUCAUCGAUCAAAACGCCAAUUUGACAGGGCUACAUCAGAUGUCAGGAGCUUUUUCUUGUUGACCUUCUCGUCGAAUGCAAUGCAUAGUCAAGGGAGGCGGCGGAUGGAAGUCCUAGCACACCGUUUUCUAAAGUGAAGUACCCCCUCUUAUCCUAGUCUCCUGCUACCAUUACUCAAAGUAUCCAAGUCUUAGUCAGCACGUUGUCUGAACACGUUAACAUUUUAAACGUUCAUCGUUGACAACUUCAUCGUUGAGCUACUCGUGUAAGCAGGUCCUCUGUGAACCUCAGUUUUCCCUUUCCAGGAGUGACAGGUUCCCAUCUUCUUGAUGACUUCGUGGCGUCAAAUUAGUCGAAAUGUGACUCAUGACAUGUAGAAUCUUUACGAAACUUCUGUAUCUCCGCUUUCAUUGACUCCUUUUUUUUUUGGAAUUUUCGCAUUUUAAAAUAAUGUGGUUAUAUCCACUAGCAUGGUUCAGGCUUUCAAUAUUGAACAUAAAACUUGUAGGAGAUGGCUUGGACUUCACCAAGGUUCUGGUUCACUUUGUAGCAUAACCGAACGGCCCGUAUAAUCGAAUGUUGUUGAACCUAUGAUAGUAAUGUUAAUAGUAACAUAGCUCCAGAUAUUGCGUCCACUGGUGUGAAUUUUCAACAGAGAAAUUAAUGUUUUGCAGGAUAUGAAAGUUUUUCCAGGUAGGAAGUAGAUAAGAAAAACAGGCAGUGACCUUGUCAAGAGCCGCCAACGGAGGCUUAGGACCACCUUGUUUGGAGAAACUAGGUUCGAGUGCUGAGGAUGCGUAUGAAUAACGUUUACGGCCGCUAUUAGGUUAAGAUUUACACACUAGGCUGCGGGCAACAAAAUCGUAUUAUUUUCAGACACGUGGCUCCAUUCGUUGGAGCACUAAUUUUCACGGGUACCGAUUUUUCAAGUUGGUAACUUGUAACCAGAAUACCCUUUCAGUUGGUAGGCGGCAACAUAUCCAGGACGAAUAAGAAUAAUGCCGACCACGUAGACCAGAUAUCGGGACGAACUAGAUGCGUGGAAACGAGAACAAUGGCCCAUAUUCGUCGCUGCAUUCUUUUUGUUGUUCCCUUUAUACAAUUCGUUCUAUAAGCACAUUGAGAAAAAAAUACACGCCGGGGUACGAUCUUCAUUUUACAGAUGGCAAAGUCCUGGUCUUGCCCUUCGUUCUUGUUUUCUCUUUGGGAGAUUGCUUGCAUGUUUAAGGUCAGGCCGUCGUCCGCUCCAAUACUCCUUUUACUCACUAGUUCUAUCAACCCACUGUUAUUUCAAAUUUAUUGCCAGGUAAUGCGUGCAGGAGGCCAUCUUGUUGGAACACAGAAAGCCUGCAAGAACAAAAUCAAUACAGCUGUUACCUAAAGAAACGAUCGGUGCAUCACCGACUUUAUCAUGUUUCGGGAGAGCCAAGAAAUACGCUUCGAAAAUAUAAGCAUCGUCGACUAUUGUUCGGCUCCGAGCUGUCAAUAAAUCUGUUCACUUUAAAAAAUCCUUCCCUCGAACAUUUGUUCCUCGUGAAAUGACGGCCGUCUAAAUAUGGAAAUAGAGGUCUUGUCCCGAAUAACUGAUGACUCUUGUUGGCGGUGUCAUUCCAGCACGGCUGACCCAUUCGGGAGACGUGCAAGAGAAGCUCUCUCGUUCCUGGGGUCACAUCGACCCUUAUGACCUUCCCAGGGUUGUGUAUAGAGAGAGAAUGAGGGUGGUUGCAGCCAUCACAUCUGAGAUGUGUGGGCGCAGCUGCAUGUAGAUCGAGAUGUGGUUGCACGUAGAUCAGUUAUACGUAGAUCGAGAUAUUUUCUUUUAGAUAUCGGUUAUCUUUUUCUAUUUUUAAUAAAUAGCACAUGUAAUCUCUUUUUUUGAGUGUGUGAGUCAUCUCAAAGGUAUUGAGACGUGGUAGUAGAAGUCUUGUUCUCAUUAGGAUUUCUAAUAACUUGAUGAUUUCUCUUCUAUUUGUUCUCCUACAAGUUUAAAUGAUGCAAAGGGAGAAAGAAAACGCAUCUUUUAAAGACCUUCAAUGGGCUAUAGUGAAUGGUGGUUGAGCAAUAGGCUACCUAUUUAUCUACCUAUUUAACAGACUAGUCCGUAUCUGUACAGGUCCCAUGACGUUGCCUCUCUCAUGCUCUCUCCACGUCGUGUUCCUCUCUGGACCUACCGAUUUCUAUUACUGAAUCUCUAGUUAUUGAAGUCGAAUAAAUAAGGACGUACUUUGACGGCGGAAAGCCACUUCAAGCGCAUGGAGUCCUCACUACUGGGGAUGAUACAAAUAACUCCAACGUCAGACACCUUUUAUUCAAUAGCGUAUACGAAUGCAGAAUUGCAGACAAAAGGUCUAGGUCUCAGUUGUUGUCCGUCCAGAACUGGGACUGGAGGUAGUCCACGACCUUCUUGUCGACCUGAAAAGCCUUGGCGAGUAGGUCGUCGUUGAUAACAGGCUUGGACCCGAAGACGGCGUUGGCGACGGUGACCACGCCCGGGUUCUGGCUGCUCAGGGCGGCGAUGGCUACCGCAUUCUCGUGGCCUAUGUUGAGCUGGAAGUGGAUGAGGCCCUCGGGGAAGACGAAGACGUCACCCUUGUUGAGAAUCUUGGUGAAGAGCUUGGGCGGGUUGGAGGUGACGAAGCCGACGUAGAGCUUGCCCUGGAGGAGUGUGAGCACCUCCGUGGCCCUCGGGUGGGUGUGGGGAGGGUUGAGUCCACGGCGGGCAAAGUCUACACGGACGAGCGAGAUGCCGAGGGUGUUAAGCCCGAAGAGGUUGUUGACGUUGACGGGGGUGACCUUGGAUCCGAGAGCGUUCUUCGUGUCGCCGGGCUUGUCGAGGCCAGAGAAGAAGAAGUCAUCGGCCUUGACAUGGGCCGGGUUCUUGCAGACGACACCAUUUACGAACACUGCAACAGACAGAGUAUGAGAAGAACACAGUACGCAGAAGGCAGCACGUCGAUCGCGAGGACUACAUACCCUUGGUGGUGUUGUCUGCUACACAGAAGUCCUGCAGUGGACUCGGGUCGGAGGCGAAGGCUUUGGUAGAGGCGAGGACGAGCACGACGAAGGCAAAAGCGUAGGACGCCAUUUCUGGAUCCUUCGUUCUUUUGUGAGUAUUGGUUCUCCUCAGGUUCUGAUGGGUUUGAGUAACAAAACCUUUCGUGGGUAUUUAUAGACGGCCUGGUGAAUUGAACCGCGUACUAGCGGUUCUUGAGAGAUGGAAUUGGACUUCGUCUGAUGUCUCGGACUGCUGCAGAUGGUGGUCUUGUGAUCCAGUCACUUGUCAUGUGAGAACGGCGGGUCUGGAGACAACAAAUCGGACUUCGUCUCUUCUCUCUAAAUUCUGAAGAACGAAAGGACUUCUAACCGAGUCGUUUCUGGAUGCCUGCAAAAAUUUCUAAACGGGAACGAAAAGUCGUUGCCGUGUUUAAUGAUCCGAAUUCAACGACCCGACCCAGCCCUGUAUACUUAUGUUCCUAACCUCACCAUUUCCCCGCCGUCGUAGUCAGUGUCCCGCGGAGACAAUCUUAACUUGGACUAUCAUUGUCCUUCCGUUUUUCCCCAGAGGACGUGUCUUAGACCAGUAGCUCGCGAAGAAUAACUUGGACUAUUUUGUGCUUGUUAUUGAAAACUCAAUUCACGAAGAAUCCCUUGUGCAAAUCUAGUUUCCUAUUAGCAGAAUCAUCCGAGCCUAAGGAAAAUAUUGACAGCUUUGUUUCGAAGGUUAAUUGAUAUUUAACGAAUGAUUAUUGCGAUGGUAUUCCUCGAAGAUUAUUCUACCAACUGAUUCGUAUCGUUCGAGUUCCAGACGGACAAGGCUUCUUUUAAACUCUCCAACGGACUUCCCGCAUUUUGGGCUACUUUUUUGCUUUGCAGGUGCCCGCAUUUUGUGGGACAGGAACCUUCCCUGCUUGCUAAACGUAGCUGGUAACCCCGUCUCAGUCUUCUUACAUACAAAGUGGACUUUGCUCUGUCAGAUACGACAAGACAAAAAACGACGACAAGUUCCAAAUGCUUUUUAAAGCCUUUUAUUCUAGCGACCAGAACAACGGUGUUAUUGCGGUACCCAGAACCCUCCCCGGUCGUACUUCUCCAUCUAUAACGUCGGUACGAAGGAGGUUCCAACUACUCGCUUGGUUACUUCAUACGUGAAUAAUUAGGACUAUUAGGGUACCCAGAACAUUCUUUUGUGCAAAGUGAUCUGACUAUAUCCUCGCCGGUCGGUUCCCCUGCGCUGGAAGCUGCUUCAUAUAUCUCGGUCCCCGCCGGCGAAAUAAAAAAAAUAAUGUAGUUGGGACUUGCUGAUAUAAUCGCUAACGUUCGCCAUAAACUCCCACACACUCUUUCGGAGCCUCCCUUAAAAUCUCUCUUGUUAUCGUUGAUUAUGGAGCAACUUUCCAAAGAGACAGAAAUGAUAGAUUCGCAACUUUUGGCUCUGGUUUACCGCUCAUAGAUACCUUAUACAUUCUGAACCCUAGAAUUCCCGUGAUAUGAAGUAAUACAGUGCUUGAAAUGCAUGAACGAACCCUUAAAGUGGUCAUACAGUACGACGUCACUGUUGAGUCAUCUCCAUGUCGGAGAUGGGCUUUUUGGCGGGAAAGUAAAGCGGCACUGCCGGUUUGGGGUACGACUUGGGGUGCGGACGGAGGUUCAACCGGAGGUGAGGAGGGGGGUGGUGGUAAGGACAACGGCACGAGUGAUCCAAACACUCUUAAAUGGCCAAUGUAGGGCCUUCAGCCAGUCCAUGCCUCGUAUGGGGUUAAACCCUAUAGACUGGAAGUAGAAGCACGAUUUACUAAAUAAAUUGUAGUACUUACAGCUUCACCCUAUAGUUCACGAGGUAAGUCUUUGUCCUUCAGCAUACUGUGAACUAAGGACAUAAUUGUCCUAUUCUUCCUCUCCACUAUCCCAUUCUAUUGAAGAGAAUAGGGGGCAGUCAACUGUCUUUUAAUGUCUUGUGACACACAGAAAUCAGUGAAUUCAUUAGAUACAAAUUCUUCUCCCCUGUCUGAUUGAAGACACUUAAUUUUGGUGUUCUUUUCAGCCUCAGCCAAAGCCUUAAAUUGCCUGAAUUCUCUAAAUGCAUCAGAUUUGUUCUUCAGUAGGGACACCCACAACAGCCGAGUAAAAUCAUCCACAAUUAAGAGAAAAUAGCGACUUCCCCCUAAUGUGGAUGGCGAGAUUAGGCCACAAAUAUCUAUGUAGACAAGCUCGAGAGGUGUUGAAGCUCUGAAAGCCGACGCUUUAGGAAAUGGGGUGCGGGCUUGCUUUCUUGCAAAACAACUUCGGCAGACAUGAUCAGAAACCCUAAGCAAUAGAACUCCCUCCACGAAUUCUUUGCUCGACAUUUCCUUUAGUGAGUAGAAAUUCAAGUGGCCAAAUGUCGAAUGCCAUAGCCGACUUGAAUUUUCAACCCUUUUGGAGAGUAGGCACUGUUCUAUCACAUUAAGCUUGAGUAGAUAAGGCCUCCCUUCUGUGCAAUCAGCUUCAGCUAAUAAUGAUCUAUCACGAUCAAAUAUAGUUAAUCAUCCUCCAUACAUGAUUAUCAUAAAGCUUUCUUCAUCUAACCUCCCCAUACUAAGAAUAUUAGCACAUAAUUUGGGUACAAAAAGCACAUUAUUGAAGAGAAUUCUCUCACCAUCUUGCCGCUAAAAUAGGAUUUUGCCUCUGCCUUGAAUUUCCACUCAAGAAUUGUCACCAAAUUUGAUAAAUCCGGAGGUUGAUUCAUCAAGGUCCGUGAAGUAAUUUCUUCUCCCAGUCAUAUGGUUCGAGGCCCCGGUGUCAAGAUACCACAUUUCUAGAUCUUUGAAAUCAGUUUGUGAGCUUUGAAACAGAAAUUCACUCUCCACUUCCUCAAUUGUCAUCAACAGAGAGGACGUUGCCACCGAAGUAGAGACCGUUGCUGCCGCUUGAGUGGACUCCGCCACAUAUGCCCGAUCGUCCCUCUCUCUCUUUGCACUAUGACAUUCAUAUGCAAAACGCCCAUACUUCUAGCAAUUAUAGCAUUGGAUACCUGACUUGUCGAAAAAUUUCUUCUCUUCAUCAGAAGAUUGUUCACGUCUUCGACCACAGCUUCUGCCUCACCCUUUACCACAACCGCGAUGACGCCCUCUUCUGCAAGAUGAGAACUCCUCCUCACUCGACAUUUUGACUUUGCUCAGCACUCUGGCCAGCAAUACCUGCUCCUCUUCACGGGACUCGCAUUCCUUGAGCUGCAGUUCGUGCACUGUGAGAGAGUCAAUUACAUCAUCGAGGCUCACCUUGUCUAGAUCUCCAUACUACUCCACAGACAGGGUGAGUGCGUCAAAUUUAGAAGGCAUUGCCCUCAAAAAUCACUACACAACUUUGCGUUCUUCCAUUGUCUCUCUCAAGUUCCGUAAUUCAGAGAUGAUUCGUGUGAAUUUCAUCACAAAAUCUACUACUAAGUCAUUCUUGGCCAUUGUGAGAAUUUCGUACUCAUGCUUCAAACCUUGGAUGUGUGACUGAAUCACUCAGUCCACGCCGAGAUUCCGUUGCUGUAGGAUCUCCUAAUUUUCUUUCGCCAUUUUCUUGGUGUCAAGAACCAUUAGCAAGUCUUCUGGAACUGCAUUGAUGAGAUGCCUUUUUGAUGCCAUCGGGUUAAGAAUUUGUGCUCCGGUGCUCUCUGCUCUCCGGCUAACUCUGCUAAUCGAUAGACUCUCCAAUCAACAAGCCACAGAGUGCCUUUGCGCCGCCGCCAGGAGCAGGUUCCUCGGCCUUAAUCUGCGGAUUCCCGAGGACGUCGCGUUGCUGCUGAAUUUCUGCGGCAGGCCGGUGCCGCCUGGGCUGACGUGCCCUUAA